This is a messenger RNA of Drosophila novamexicana, 900 nucleotides long. Its product is annotated as glycine-rich protein DOT1. The record is from RefSeq and is a predicted model, not a curated record. Lineage: Eukaryota; Metazoa; Arthropoda; Insecta; Diptera; Drosophilidae. The coding region runs from base 1 to 900 and encodes 299 amino acids. The transcript has 2 exons.
AUGAAGGUCUUCGUUUGUUGUCUACUGGCCACGUUGGGCGUCUGUAAUGCCACCUUUCUGUCGCUUCUGGGCGGAGGAGGAGGAGGAGCUGGAGGCGGCGGCGGUGCUGGCGGCACCACCUAUAAUGUGAUAGCGACACCAACUAGUAUUGGUGGAGGCGGAGGUGCUCACGGAAAUGGGCAUGUCUAUGCACAUGGAGGAGGCGGCGGCGGCGGCGGUGGAUCUUAUAACCAUGGACAUGCUUAUGGACAUGGUGGCGGCGGCGGUGGCUCAACGCAGCUUAUCAAGGUCAUUCUGGAAGAUGGACACGGAUACGGCAAUGGCGGCGGCGCUGCAGGCGGACACAGUUAUGGACAUGGCUAUGCCAGCGGUCACAGUCACGGCUCCUAUGGCGAGCAGGUGUACAAGGUGAUCGAGCACGCAGCACCAGCUGCGCCGGUGGCCUAUCAUGCGAACAGCGGCGGCUCUGACUACUCUUACGGCCAAUCCUAUGCAGCUGGUCAUGGCUAUGGCGGAGGUGACGCCUCCUACCACAACCAGCAGCUGAAAGCAAUUCUGCCCCAGAUCAUACAGCUGGUGCUGCAGGAGGAUUCACUGUACGGUGGUGGCGGCGGCUAUGGCAAUGUGGAUGCCAUUAAUAGCCAGCUGAUUGACACCUUCGGCCACCGGGGCAAAGCCAUUAUAAUGCGCGCGGAUAAAGCGCAGGGUGCCUUCUUCAAGAGCGGCCAUGUCGUGCAACGCGGCACGCUCAAAGUGAUGCGCGUCGAGGAGAAUCAGGCUGGUGGUGUCUCAAGCGCUGGCUGGAGCAAGGGCGGAGCCUCAGGCGGCGGCGGCGGUGGCUGGAGCAGCGGUGGUUCCGCAGGCGGCGGUUGGAGCAGCGCUCAGCCCGCCGGCUGGUAG